AUGACUGGAUCUCAACCCCAACAGGGAGGAGACGACAUCACGCCCGCUCCCCUCCCAAACCACAAUGGCGUCCCAAAGAGCGAACGCCGCGACAAGGCUACCGACUUCUUGGAGACGCAUAGUGCCGGCAACACCUCCUUCACCUACGAGGAGGAGCGAGCGGUUUUGAGACGCAUUGACAUGCGUAUCCUGCCGCUCCUCCUCGGUGCCUACUUCUUCCAGCAGCUGGACAAGAGCUCUCUGAGCUACGUCUCCAUCUUCGGGCUCACAACCGACGCCAAUCUAGUCGGCAAGCAAUACUCCUGGCUCGGCUCGAUCCUGUACCUAGCGCAACUCGUCAUGCAGCCGGUGGCGGCAUUCGUCCUGGUCAAGCUGCCGACGGGCAAGGUGAUCGCGGCGGCCAUCUUCCUGUGGGGCGCGUCGCUGGCGGCCAUGUCGGCGUGCGCGUCGUUCGGGUCGCUCAUGGCGCUGCGCUUCCUGCUGGGCUCGUUCGAGGCCGUCAUCGCGCCGAGCUGUGUCGCGGCGACGCAGAUGUGGUGGCGCCGCGGCGAGCAGACGCUGCGCACGGCCUACUGGAACGCCAUGAACGGGCUGACGCAGAUCGUCGGCAGCUUGUUUACGUACGGCCUAGGGCAUAUUGACAGCAGUCGGGUGCUGUUCAAGUAUCAGAUUAUUUUCUUGUUCUGCGGGUUGUUGACGGUGUGUUACGCGGUCGUGGUGCUCGUGCUCAUGCCGGAUUCGCCGAUGGAGGCGAAGUACCUCGGAGAGAGGCAGAAGGUCAUUGCGGUGGAGCGGCUCAGGGCGAACCAGAUGGGUGUGGCGAGUAGGGAGUGGCGGUGGGAUCAUGUGUGGGAGACGCUGUGGGAUCUGAAGACGUGGUGUUGGUUUCUCGCCAUCCUUUCAAUCUCAAUUGCCAGCGGCGGCAUCAGCACGUUUGGCAGCCUCAUCGUCCGGGACUUCGGCUACACCAACUUCAACGCGAUCCUCUUCAACAUCCCCUUCGGCGCCAUCCAAUUCUUCGCCAUCAUCGGGUCCGCCUGGGCGGCAACGCACUGGCAGAGGAAGGGCCUGACCAUCACGGCCAUCAGCGUCCUGCCCAUCGUUGGGACGAUCAUCAUGCUCACUGUUCCUCGGACGGGCAACAACAAGGGCGUUUUGCUGUUCGGAUACUAUCUGGUAUCUUGCAUGGCGGCCAUCACGCCCAUGAUCUACGCGUGGCAAGCCCAGAACACGGGCGGCGACACCAAGAAGAAAUGCACCUCGGCCGUUGUGUUCAUUGGGAUGUGCGCAGGAAACGUCGUUGGGCCGCUGCUCUUCGAUGAGAGGCAGGCUCCCUUGUACCGGCCGGGACUGAUCUCCAACCUCGUCAUGUUCGCUUUUGUUGGCGGCAUCUCAGCUCUGACCCCGAUCUACCUCAUGUACCUCAACUGUCGGCACGCCAAGCGCCGGGAAGAGCUCGGCAAGAACGCGGCUAUGAUCGAUGAGUCUAUGAUGGGCAAUAAGAUGGAGCACAGCAAAGCAGUCGAGAUCGAGGACGGGGGUGGCCAUGGAUGGAUGAAGACGCUCGAGGAGGAUAAUGCGCUACGGGAUAUGACCGACCUGUCGAACGAGGACUUUAUCUACGUGUACUAA
Chaetomium strumarium is the source of this 1632-nucleotide messenger RNA. RefSeq names its product major facilitator superfamily domain-containing protein. Gene Ontology annotation, cellular component: membrane. Lineage: Eukaryota; Fungi; Ascomycota; Sordariomycetes; Sordariales; Chaetomiaceae. The record is from RefSeq and is a predicted model, not a curated record. The coding region runs from base 1 to 1632 and encodes 543 amino acids. The transcript is spliced from 4 exons. Gene Ontology annotation, molecular function: transmembrane transporter activity. Gene Ontology annotation, biological process: transmembrane transport.